Molecule: messenger RNA, 1505 nt
Organism: Formica exsecta
Lineage: Eukaryota; Metazoa; Arthropoda; Insecta; Hymenoptera; Formicidae
Product: sister chromatid cohesion protein DCC1
Exons: 9
Coding region: 132-1340 (402 amino acids)
Biological process (GO): maintenance of mitotic sister chromatid cohesion; mitotic sister chromatid cohesion
Cellular component (GO): nucleus; chromatin; Ctf18 RFC-like complex
Source: RefSeq, a predicted model, not a curated record
CGGGAAAAUAUUUCGAAGCAUAUCGCAUACGUCUUUCAAAAUCACUGUGAUCAUCGACGAGAUACUAGAGAAAAAAAGAAGUGAGGAAAAUAAAUAUAAGUUUAGUGAAGGCUAUCUAAAGUGAUCUAUUAAUGGAAUCUGUUAAUGAAAAGAAAGACGUUCGCACAGAGGAGGAUGUGCGUCAGAUUUUAGAGCUAGCUACAAUUAAAGAAUCCGAUUUAAAUUCUACGACACAAUGCCUUUAUCCUAUGCAAGAUCAUAAAAUUGAUGACUUAAUAUUAUUGGAGGUGGACAAGCAUAUAUGGGAAGCAUUAAAUGAAGGAGACACAGUAUCAUUCCGUGGUAACAAGCAUGAUGACGCUAUAUUGUGCACAGAAACUCGGACCUAUGAAAUCAAAGAGGCAGAGAUAUCCAAUUCAUGGUUGUUGAUACCAAACUUGAAGCUGAGCAAGGCAACAAGUGCAGAAGAAGUAACCGAAAGAACUGUAGAGAGACGAAAUAUAAAGAAGAUAUUUACCUCGUACUAUGAGGUGAAAGAAACCAAACCUAAUUUGGCAAAUUUGUCCAUUCUUCUUAACUCGUCAUCUUUUAAUGGUUUGGAAAAUGAAUCUAUGAUAGAUAGAAGGACAUUAUACAGUUGGGAGAGAUUACAAAGUGAGUUACAAACCAGUGAUUGUGAAUUGAAACAGGCUUUAGCGGAUUUCUUAAUAGCUGACAUAGAUGGCUAUUUGCGUCUUAUAUCAUUUGAUAUAGAAGCAAGAAGUCUGAAUUUUAUGUUGGAUUAUUUCGGAGAACAGACUUGGGAAUUAGAUGAAGUAAAUAAAGAAGAUACAUUCGAAUGUCUAAAGGAGCUUAUUUAUGAGCCAGUAUUUAAUGUUAUAUUCAAAAAAUAUACAGAAAUAAGCACAAAGACAAAAAGUGAUAAUAGUCCAUUAUACAAAUAUGAUGAAAGAAAAUGUUGUGCAACGAUAGCAAAAAUUCUUCUUGCUGCUUCUCCUGUCACAGAGUACAAAGAAUUUAUGGAAACAUGGAACAUUGGUACCCCUGAAAAGAUGUAUCCGAAAGAGGAGUAUUUAUGUGGAUCUGCUCUUGUAAUGUAUAGCACCUCAAAAAAUCAGAGGGAGAUUGUAUCUUGCCCAGAGGCAGAUUUACCCAACAAUAUCCAUGAUAGACUUAAUGAACUUUUCCAAAUUAAGGCUAAAUGGACUGUUGAAGAGAUAACACCUUAUAUCAUCCGUUUUACAAAAGGUACAAUGAAUGUUAAUGCACUUUUAACAAAAUAUGCUAGAUGUUCAACAAAAAAUGGAUUAAAGUAUUAUGGAUCAAAACAUGGCAAGUGAAAUGUUGUAGUAAUUAUAUUCGUGGGAAUAUUAAGAUUCCUUGCAGAUGAGAUUGAGUUCCCCAGGAACACAAUAAAGAUAUGCGCACAAAUAUAAUACUUUUUUUAUACCCAUAAAGUAUUCGGAUUUUGUAAAUACAUCGUACAUAUAUAUGCACAUAGUGCC